AUGAAUAUAUCAAAAUUUGAAAGGAAAAGACAAGAAAAUAUACAAAGAAAUAAAGAUCUAUUAGCAAAAUUAAAUUUAGAUUCUAUUUCAUCUUCAAUCAAAAAUGAAAUUAAAAAAAGUGCAACUCCUCCACCACUGAAAAGAUCAAAACCUCAAAAAAGAGUAUUUACAAAUAAAGAAGAAUCAAUUGAACCAACAAGAAGAAGUAAAAGAAUAGCUGGUAUAAAAUCAGAAACUGAAAAUCCUGAAGAAUAUAAAAAAUUAAGAAAAGAAGAAGAAGAAAAGGAAAAAUUAAAAAGAGAAGUAGAAAGAUUGAAACGUUCAAAAUUACCUGGAGAUUAUGCUUUACGUGAUUUAUUAACUGAUUCAAAAGGUAAUAUGAUAUUUGAAGAUAAGAUAAUUAAAAAUGAGGAUAGUAAGAAAAAGACUGUGAUUAAAAAGGAAGAAGAAGAAGAAGAGGAAGGUGAUGAUGAUGAAGAUUUGGAUGUUAUUUUAAAUGAUGAUGAUACAAUUUUAAACGUGUUGCAAAGUUUAGGUCAUAAAUAUGAUAAACUUUCACCUAGUGAUAUUUAUGAAGAAAUAAAAGUAUUAAAAAGUGAUAGUGAUAUAGAAUCAAAAAGAAAAGAAUUUGCAAAAUUAAAAGUUUAUCACAAAUUUGAUCCAUUAGAUAUUAAAAUAUGUCAUAAUAGAAUUACUUCAAUUUAUUUUCAUCCAGCUACUAAAGAUAGAAUUAUUGCUGCUGGUGAUACAUCUGGUAAUGUUGGUUUAUGGGCCGUUGAUGCAUCUAAUGAAAAUGAACCUGCAAUAACUAUAUUACACGGUCAUGGUAGAAAUGUAUCAAAAAUAUUAACUCCAGAUUCUGACUAUCAAAAAAUUUAUACUUCAGCUUUUGAUGGUACUAUUAGAAGUUUAGAUUUGAAUAAAAUGAGUUCAAAUCAUUUACUUUACAUGAAAGAUCCUUAUGAAAAAGGAGAUAUUGAAAUUCCAAUUACAGAUUUCAAUAUCCCAAGAGGUAAUCCGAAUCAACUUUAUAUAACUAAUAUGGAUGGACAAUUUAUCACACAUGAUGUUAGAGAACCAUGGAAAAUUAUUAAAAAAAAUUUAUUAAGAUUACAUGAUAAGAAAAUUGGAGGAUUUUCAAUUAAUCCAAAUAAUCUGAAUCAAAUAGCAACAAGUUCAUUAGAUAGAUCAUUAAGAAUUUGGGAUUUAAGAAAUAUUGGAAAAUCAAUAUAUUCUGAUUUGCAUGAACAUCAAAAUUCACCUCAUUUAUAUGGUAAUUUUACCUCAAGAUUAUCUAUAUCUACAGUUGAUUGGAAUAUUAAUGAUAGAUUAUUAUGUAAUGGUUAUGAUGAUACAAUUCGAAUUUUUGAUAUGAACGGUAUAAGUGAAUGGGAAAUGGAUUAUGUAAUUCCUUCAAAACAUCAAGUUGAAGAAGGUGAAUUACCAGAUAAUAUAAAUAGUACAAUUAAAAUAAAUCAUAAUUGUCAAACUGGUAGAUGGGUUUCAAUUCUAAAAUCAAAAUGGCAAUAUUCACCAAAAGAUCAAUAUUCAAAAUUUAUAAUUGGUAAUAUGAAAAGAGGUUUAGAUAUUUAUAAUCAAGAUGGUAUACAACUAGGUCAUUUAAAUGAAUUAUGUGGAGCUGUACCUGCUGUGUGUACUUUACAUCCUACUGAAAAUUGGGCUGUUGGUGGAAGUGCAAGCGGUAAAUUAUAUUUUUAUGAGUAG
Messenger RNA from Insectozyma verbasci, 1725 nucleotides. The record is from the annotation of a GenBank genome assembly. Lineage: Eukaryota; Fungi; Ascomycota; Pichiomycetes; Serinales; Debaryomycetaceae.